Procambarus clarkii (red swamp crayfish) is the source of this 2134-nucleotide messenger RNA. RefSeq lists its product as uncharacterized. Gene Ontology annotation, cellular component: vacuolar membrane. Gene Ontology annotation, molecular function: L-amino acid transmembrane transporter activity. Lineage: Eukaryota; Metazoa; Arthropoda; Malacostraca; Decapoda; Cambaridae. Gene Ontology annotation, biological process: amino acid transmembrane transport. The record is from RefSeq and is a predicted model, not a curated record.
AUCCCACACUCACAAUCACAGUCACGGGGCGGCACCUGGCACUCCCCUUGGCACUCUGGCACCGCUUCCCUCCAGUAGCGACCGUGUCCUGAUACUCCGAUGGUUGACCAAACCGACCUGUGAGUAACUCACAAGAUUAGUCCCGAGGCUCACUCCAGCCUGGCUCUUAAUGAGACAGCAACGCAGAAUUACGUUCUCAUAACGAAGAUUAUACACAAAAUCUCGCCUCACUGGAGAUAAAGAGGAGGUUUCUUCCAAGAGAGGAAACCUUUGAAGUGAUUUAGAGAUACCCACAAAGAGGUUCUUUGUAUUCACGCGAGGUACUCACGGUCAGGACUCACAAUGAGUAGUGAGUACGAGGAGUCAAGAAACAUAUACAUCAGGCAAAGCACCUACAAUGGGGGAACGGAGAGCCAAGCAACAUCAACAGAUGUCGCCAGUGGGAACAAUAAUGACACCGUCGCGGACGUGUCGGUGAGCGGCGUUCGAGGCCACAAGGGCCUGACUGUAGGCCUGGGCGCCAUGUUCCUCGUAGGGGAGAUGGCUGGUGCCGGAGUCCUCAACUUACCCCGAGCCAUCGCCAACACUUGGUGGGUGGGGGUGCCACUGCUGGUGGUGCUGACUGUGGCUGUGGGGUACUCCGGGACCAGGCUGGCGCUGUGCUGGGUGCUGCUGGAGGAGCGCUGGCCGGAGUACAACAGCCCCUGCAGGAGACCUUACCCGGCCAUAGCCUUCCGGGCUCUCGGCAAACCUGGGCGAAUCGUAACAGAGGUGGCACUCGGGCUGACGUUGUUCGGGGCUUGCACUGUGUACCUGCUGUUGGCCUCGCAGUUGAUACGAGACCUGGUGGGACAGCUGAUACCCAGCAUCACUGAGUGCGCCUGGAGCCUCAUCAUCGGCUUGUCACUCAUACCCAUCAGCUGGCUUGGCACUCCCAAGGAUUUCUGGCCUGCGUCGGUCGUGGCGGUGUCGUCGACGUUCUUGGCCUGCCUGGUGGUCAUCGGGGUGGUCAUCGCCCGCAGGGACAACUACGACCCCGCUCUCUACCCAGCGCCGACCUUCAACUCCUUCUUCCUGGGCUUCGGUUCAAUCCUCUUCGCCCUCGGGGGAGCCUCCAUCUUCCCUACCAUCCAGAACGACAUGAGGGUCAGGUCGGAGUUCCCUCAGUGUGUGAUCAUCACAUUCUUGGUGCUGCUGGCCCUCUACCUGCCCAUGGUGACUGUGUGCUACGGUGUCCUGGGUGCCAACGGUAUUCACGACAACAUUCUCCUGGCGGUGUCCGGCUGGGCGGUCACUGUAACCCAAGCCUUCCUCUUCUGCCACUUCAUCUUCGCCUUCAGCAUCAUCGUCAACCCUCUCAACCAGACUCUGGAGGGGCUCUUCAAUUUGCCAAAUAGGCUGGGCGUGCGUCGCUGCCUUCUGCGCACCGGGGUCCUCCUGGUGGUGAUGCUGGUGAGCCUGGCGGUGCCGGAGUUCAGCAAGAUCUUGGACUUGGUUGGUGGGUCUACCGUGGCUGUCCUCUCCUUUGUGCUUCCUCCACUCUGCUACCUCCGUCUCUGCGCUGUCCAGGGCCACGAUGGCCUUCCACUGAGAGAGCUGAAGCGUGUAGAGCAGGUGGUGCUGACCGUUAUUGUGGGCGUGGGCGUGGCUGGGGGCGUGGCGGCCACCUGGAGCGCCCUCAGGGAGAUUCUCAGCCCGGGGGCAUUCACCACCACCUGCUUCUCCAGCGCCACCUUUCUCGACUAGGUGACUAUCUCCCAACUCUCCCACCUGCUCCACCUACUCCACCUUCUUCGGCUAGGUGGCUCUCUAUUCCUUCACCCGCUACACCAACAUCACCUACCUCGGCUAGUGCAGAUGGGAGAAGAAGAAGAAAAUAUUAGCAGUGUGUUCCUUGGUGCCUUCUUCACUGCAGGAAAUAUGUCGUCUGUGUUGGUAACGACAACCUAUCUUGAGUAGUUGUGGGUCCACGACACCUUCAGGUGUUGCUGGUCCCACGACACCUGCAGGUGUUGCUGGUCCACGACACUUUCAGGUGUUACAGCAGACCAAUGUCUGGCUUAGCAGCAUUUUCUUCUUUACCAGACAGACCAGGCUAAACAUUUAAAUAAAAUAUAUAUUUGCAUAUAUAUAU